AUGGCCGCACAAUCAAUUUGGGCUGGGCUGGCUGGCACUACAACAUCUGGAAGGAGGCAAGGAGCCGACGCUGCAGGCUACACCUCGUGCAAUGUGCUCCGCCUCCGCAGACCGACAAGAAAAAUUGUGAUCGAAAUCUACCUAAUAUCUGGCCGUCUGUUCGCGGCGGAGAAGAGAUCGAGCAAGAAGACCAAGGAGACCAAGAACAUAAGAUCGAUCAAAAAGAUUCGUGGAAUAUGUAGAUCGCUAGCUUCCACCGAUUCGCCCACCUACCGUAUUGCAGAUCGUGUUCGCGAGGAGCGUGUCCCAAGUCCUGACGAGCUCCAGGGAGUUCUUCAGCUGCUCCCAUGCCCUGGUGAAGUUGGAUUGCUCUACAUCCUCGACCGCCUCAGCUGUGUUGGUCCAGGACAAGGUCUGCGCCGACGGAUGGAAAUGGGCAAAAGCAUGGAUAAAAGGAAAAGGCUGAUUAGGGGAGCUGCUGUUUUUGUUGUUUGGGCUGCGAUUGUUGUAGCUGUUCGGGUCUUAAAAAGAAAGAGAAGACCACGUAUUUCCUAUGGGCCAAUGCAUGAAAGAGAUCGGAUGAGAAUUGACUAUCUCACUAGUAAAAUAUGGCACUCAGAUGUGACUUGUAUAAACAUGUUGCGGUUUAACAGAGCUUCUUUCUUUAGGCUGUGUGAGAUAAUGAGAGAACGCCAGUUGCUAGAAAAUACUGUCCAUUUAUGUGUGGAACAGCAAGUGGCAAUGUUCUUGCAUACAAUUGGACAUAAUGUUCGAAAUAGAGUUGUUUCAACAAAUUUUGGUAGAUCGUUCAGCACAACUAGCAUAUAUUUUAGGCAAGUCCUUCAUGCCAUUGGUGAGCUGCGUAAUGAAUAUAUCAGGCCACCUUCAUCGGAGACCCCAGAAAAGAUAGCAGGAAACCCUCGGUUUGACCCAUAUUUUAAGGAUUGUAUUGGAGCUAUUGAUGGUACACAUGUGCGAGCAUAUGUUGUUAAAGAUGUGGAAGAUUCAUUUCGUGGUAGGAAGCCUUUUCCUACUCAAAAUGUGAUGGCAGCGGUAGAUUUUGACCUCCGGUUCACAUAUGUGUUGGCUGGGUGGGAGGGGACAGCCCAUGAUGCAAACGUUUUAGCUGAUGCAUUAGGGCGUGAGAGAGGCCUGCAAGUACCCGAAGGAAAAUAUUACCUAGUUGAUGCCGGAUAUGGAGCCAAGCCUGGCUUCAUCCCACCGUUCUGUAAUGUGAGAUACCAUUUGAACGAGUGGGGCAACAAUCCCGUCCAAAAUGCGGAAGAACUUUUCAACCUUAGGCACUCAUCUCUACGUAUAGCUGUAGAGCGAGCUUUUGGAUCCCUCAAGAGAAGAUUCAAGAUUUUAGAUGAUGCCAAACCGUUCUUUCCCUUUCCGGUACAAGUUGACAUUGUUGUAGCUUGUUGUGUUCUUCACAAUUAUGCACUAUCCCAAGGAAUUGAUGAAUUCAUCUUACCGGAGGUAACUUGGACCGCCCAACCAAUCCGGUCACAAACUCAGCAAGCAAAAAUGGACAAUUUUGAAAGCACCGAUGCAAGUGGGAGCAACACGCAGGGUGCAACUUCACUGGUAUGCUGGACCAAUUCUAUGUCCACCAUGAUGCUUGGCUUUUUGGCUGACCUUGUGGCUAGUGGUAAAAGAACAUCAAGUGGAAUGCGUUGGAUGAACUGA
Molecule: messenger RNA, 1692 nt
Organism: Lolium perenne
Lineage: Eukaryota; Viridiplantae; Streptophyta; Magnoliopsida; Poales; Poaceae
Source: RefSeq, a predicted model, not a curated record